Messenger RNA from Phodopus roborovskii (desert hamster), 8951 nucleotides. RefSeq names its product zinc finger DHHC-type palmitoyltransferase 21 (gene Zdhhc21). The transcript is spliced from 9 exons. Lineage: Eukaryota; Metazoa; Chordata; Mammalia; Rodentia; Cricetidae. The record is from RefSeq and is a predicted model, not a curated record. Gene Ontology annotation, molecular function: protein-cysteine S-palmitoyltransferase activity. Bases 357 to 1154 code for a protein of 265 amino acids. Gene Ontology annotation, cellular component: Golgi apparatus; endoplasmic reticulum. Gene Ontology annotation, biological process: protein targeting to membrane; peptidyl-L-cysteine S-palmitoylation.
AGCUGAGACGGCGACGACGGCCGUGCCUCCGCGCGAGCGCGCGGGCAUGCCGACACCCACUCGGCCGGUCCCGGCGCCGCGGCUCCCGGAAGCGGAAGGGGAGCGCGGCCCGGCCUGGGCGGCGGAGGCGCGGGGAGCCCAGUGGAGAGCUGCGGAGCGGGCGGCGGUACUCACGGGAAACUGUUAUUGAAGGGAGGCCCAUAUGAUGGAAUAAGUGAUAUAAAGAAAUAAUUAAAAGAAUGACCCAGGAAGAUACCACUUCUAAAUGCAAGUGCCAGAAAACUUACAGCUCAUCUCAGUGAAUUUGCAAGUGGGUUGUCUUCCUGUGGGUUGGCAGGCAGUUCUAGGACUGCAGAAUGGGGCUUCGGAUUCACUUUGUUGUUGACCCACAUGGUUGGUGCUGCAUGGGUUUGAUUGUCUUUGUCUGGUUAUACAAUAUUGUUUUAAUUCCCAAAAUUGUCCUCUUUCCUCACUAUGAAGAAGGACAUAUUCCAGGCAUUUUAAUAAUAAUAUUCUAUGGCAUUUCCAUAUUUUGUCUGGUUGCCUUAGUGAGGGCCUCCUUAACUGACCCUGGAAGACUGCCGGAAAACCCCAAGAUCCCACAUGCAGAACGGGAGCUGUGGGAGCUAUGCAACAAGUGUAAUUUGAUGAGGCCAAAGCGCUCUCAUCACUGCAGCCGGUGUGGCCACUGUGUAAGGAGGAUGGACCACCAUUGUCCUUGGAUAAACAACUGUGUGGGUGAAGACAACCACUGGCUCUUUUUGCAGUUGUGUUUCUACACUGAGCUUCUCACUUGCUACGCACUGAUGUUUUCUUUCUGCCACUAUUAUUAUUUUCUUCCACUAAAAAAGCGCAAUUUGGACCUCUUUGUUGUUCGGCACGAGCUGGCUAUCAUGAGACUAGCUGCCUUUAUGGGCAUUACUAUGUUAGUUGGAAUAACUGGACUCUUUUACACACAACUCAUUGGCAUCAUCACAGAUACAACAUCUAUUGAAAAGAUGUCAAACUAUUGCGAAGAAAUAUCGCGGCCCCGAAAACCAUGGCAGCAGACCUUCUCAGAAGUUUUUGGCACUCGUUGGAAGAUCCUGUGGUUCAUUCCUUUCAGGCAGAGGCAACCACUGCGAGUUCCCUACCACUUUGCCAAUCACGUCUAAACAGAUGGAUGGUGGGCACAGAUGGGUCCUCCAUGCUGGAAAUGCGUUACAGGUUUUAUGAGAAUAGAACUAUGACAGUCUUCAAGUCAAUUAAAAUCCACCCACCAAUCUUAGGCAUCAUAAUGUGCCCCAGGCUUUAUUUUAAUAGUGAUCUUGAUCCUGUUGUGGGACUAAUACAAGAUCUAUAUUUAAGUUUUAAAAGCAUGUUUACUUUCAAAUUAGCCCUCCACCAGGACUUCUUAAAAUGCUUUUGUUACUAAACUCAAAAGGCAGUGAUUGGGAUAAAAUAAUUGUACAUAAAUUUCCUUCAGUGCUCAUAGUGUUUUAAAUUUUAAUUUAUAGGAAAUUUGAGAUGUUUAAUGUUUACCUUUAAGCAGUACUAACCAAAUUUGAAUUUAAUUCUUCAGGUUUACAAAACUUGAUAUACUUUGUUAUGUGUAAAUUUUCUUUUUUGAAUAUAAGUUACAAUGCUUUUCAUUACUUCCUUUUCUAUGUGCUGCAGGGUUUUUAAUAUGCAGUGUAGGGUGAACAACAAAGAGCAGUGCUUGCCUAGGAGCAGCUCUCUGAUGCUUCCUUCUUCCCUGCUCAUCAAAAGUGAAAUAAGACACAUGAGUGUGAUGCACCAAACACUAUCUUAGUAUAAUGGAGAAAUUAAUUUUCCCUUCUGCUGCAGUUAUUGAUUGCUAUUAGAAUGUUUGCUCCCAGAAGAAAUUUGUGACCAGUCAGGCAUAUAUUUCUAUUUUACCCUAAGAUUCUAAUGACUGAGAAGGGUAGGAAGUUGGCAAUAAUUCCAGUUACUUCUUCAAGUGCAGUUAUAUCAGAAUGCAGAUGUUUUAAAAAAUGCUAGUAAACUGGAUGGUGUGUAAUACACAGUAUACAAAGGAAUACUGUAUUUUAAAGUAUGUAUAUUUUUACUGAUCUGCCAGUAGAUCUCACUGUACACAUUGAUGGUUUAUAUAUUAUAUAAUAGAUACUGGUCAGCUCAUAUCAAAGCUUAAAAGUAGGUCAUUACUUUAGUCACCCAAGUUGAAAUUGAAUUUCCAUUGCCGAGUUAUAAUUUGCGUCACUCUAGAGACCUUUUCUUAGUAGCUGAUGUCAAAAAAUUAUCUUGAAAUAGAAUGAUCUAUGGUAGUAUGGUCCUUGACAAACAUGGAGCCUUUUUGUAUGUGGAGACAUUUUGUAUUAUUUAAGUUUUUCAUUUGGAAUAUUGCAAAACUAUAUGUGUAAAAAGUGUGUGUGCUAGUGAUCUUUCCCCUGAAAAUGAUAUAGAACAAAUCGACUGUUCUGUAACCACAUACAUAUUUUCUAACAGGUAGUUGUAAAAUAAGGAAUCAUAGCUGGGAAUUACUGAAACAGAGAUUAUUAUUGUUAGCCAGUCAGCUGUACUGUGGCUAUUUCUUUCAGAUACUGUAAAUGUCUUAUAAAAAUUUUGAAGUAAUAGAAUAAGCUCUUUUCAAAAAUAUUAAUACCAUAAUUUCAUGUUCUAAUUAUGUUUAUUUAAAAACUUAGAAGUGGCAGAUAAAAAUAUUUAUUGGUGCUAAGACAUAUAGUGAGUUUAAUAUAAGACACAUUUAUAAAGGUUAGGAAACAAAAUUAGUAUGUUUAUUUUAGGCAAAGGGGUUGGAUUUUGUGCAAGGUGAUUGGCUAAAUUGGCUGAUGACAGACUCUAAAAGGAAGUGGUAUAUAUGUGAUGUAGGGAGAUAGAAGUUGAUGCCUUCAGCUGUAUAUAUUCUGUUCACAGAAGACCUGGAGCCAAAUGAAGGCCCAGUUUGGAGCUUUGUAGACUUGCUUAUACUCCAGUAGUAGCAGUAGCUAUGACACAAGAUACUCCCCUUGCUGGGGAUUUGCGGGUCUGGUUUUCCUAGGUUUACCACUUCUAGGGCACAUUCCCUUCCUUUUGUCUUACUCUCCCAGGUCCUGAUCCCUCUCCGCAGUUUCAUUGAAUUAUUGAACUACAAAUGAAUGCACUAGUUUGAGCUACAGAAUGCUAUUAUCGAUGUAUUUACACAGUCUAUAUUGCAGUAUAUCUAUAUAUACUUAUGCAGUAUUGUCAAAUGUAUAUGUCUAACCCCACUUAGGGGUUUGUAAUCACAGAUUCCUAGAGAAAAGCCUGUUGGCCAUUUCCUAGGGAUUAAGCUCCUACGUUCUUUCUGCGCCCUCUUUUGGCUAAUUGAUGUAAUUAUACUGGCUGUAGAGGCUUUUACUAUCCCAUUAGUGGGUUGUAUCUCCAAACUGUGAACAUGCCAGAGGUACACACUCAUGGGAAUAUAUGUAUAAAAGUGUAAAGUUUUAUGAAAAUUGAAAAUGAAUGUGUUACUGUUGGUGAUGUUCUGUCUAGAUAAAUUACUUGGCUUCAUGUAUGUAUAUUCUUAUACACUUUACUGUCAAUCACAAAUUUAGAUUAGGAUAAGCUAUUCCAUAUCUUACUUUAAACCUUAUUUUGGUAACUUAAUUUGUUAUCAUUAUAAAAAUUUACUUUAAAAUUACUAUAUGAUUACAGAACAAAACAUUUAUUACAAUUUCCAUGGCAACCAUGUUAUCCAGUGUGUUUUACUGAAUAUCUUAAAAAAAUAAUACAUCUAAUUUUUUCAAUUCAAUUUUGGAAUGGUAUCACACAUACACAGACUCAAUUGCCUUAAAAUGAUUAAUAAUUGAUUAAUGAUACUAUUUUUUUCUUUGCUUAAAAAAAAACUUCUCAGAGUUAAACCUAUAGUUUGAAUAGCUACUUCAUUUGCCACUCUGAGUAACCAUGGGAAUAAUUACAUGUGUGGAGUAUGAGAAAGCAACUGAGAAAUGAGAUUUCCUAUUAGUCUAUAUAUUGCAUUGAAAUAUUUAUUCAUUUAAUUUUAGCAAAAUGUGUGUUAAAUGAUAUUUUUUGCAUUGGCAGAAUCAUUGCUUGGUCUUCUGGAGUUAAAAUAUCAGGCUGCAUUUACACUUGGUAAACAAUUAGGGUUGGGCUUGCAAGGUGGCUCAGCACAUAAAGGUAUUUGUUGCGCAAGACUGGUGAGCAGAUUGUGGUUUUCAGAACCCAUUUAAAGGUAAAGUUGAAGAAAAACAAAACCCCCCAAAACAAACCUGAUUCACAGAGUUGUCCUGUGACCUCCACACACAUGCCUUGGCACUCAUAGCCCUCCCCAUCAUCAUACUUAUUCUCCCUCCCUCCCUCCCUCCCUCCCUCCCUCCCUCUCUCUCUCUCUCUCUCUCUCUCUCUCUCUCACACACACACACACACACACACAAUUUUUAAAAAUCUAAUUGAAUAAGCUUAAUGUAGGCAACAAUGGACUGAAUUCAGAAUCUUCUAAGCAUUGAGUGAUCUAUUAAAGAGUUUUGGUACUUUGUAAUCAGACUUAUGUUUCAGUUUACUAAGCUAGCUAAUGUUACAUGAAAAUAAAAACACUAUUUUGUUUAGAAAUUAUAUUGGGAUAUUUUGGUAAACACAAAAGAGCCAAUUACAUUGUAGCUAGCACAGGAACCUUUCUUUUCAGAAGUCAGUUUAAUAGUAAUAAAGUAGGGGCUGGGGUACCUCAAUGAUGGAGUGCACAGAGGUCCUGGAUUCAAGAACCAGGAAAAGAAAAAGAGCAUCCAGACCAUAAGUGCAGGAGAUGCAGAGGAAGUGAGGCGAAUGUCUCAGAACCAACACCAGAACACGACACUAAAGUGUAGAAGGGGCUCCAUUCAGGAUGCAGCUCACUCUAACCUUUCUUAAUCAGACUCCAGGUUACUUCCAUACAGAUAAUUAACUGUCUUGCUCGAUAGAUGUGUUAAUUCUAAACACUAGUUUCAUAGACUCAAAUUAAGAACUCACUUCCAAACAGGAGGUACAAAUGAAUUUAGAUGAAAGCCACAUAGUUUUCUGUGUUAGUUCAUGGGUAGUUUGAAUGCUCUUACCUAUAUUGCUAAAAAUCACAACUUGUCUUGCAGAGACUUAAUAUGACACUAAUAUUCGUUAGCAUAUGCUAUUUUUUUUCUAAACUGUCUAUUCUCUGGCUAGUUCUGUUGUUGUAAACCUAGCCUUUAACGGCUGAGCCAUCUCUCCAGCCCUGGCUAGUUCUCUUGUAUGUCACGUAUCAGUAGAUAACCUAGCUACAGUUAAUUAAACUAUAGUACUUCAUUGUGUAAAUUUUGACAUGACCUCUACUAUACAUAGACUAUAUUGGGAAUUUAUUACAAACAUCAUGUAAUUUACUAAUAUUAAAACAUUAGACUUUCAUCUGCCUCUACUAAUGCUUUGAAAAUUACUAUUGGCAAAUGUAGUUAGUAAGUCCUAUAAAGUUAGUGUGUUCUACUUGCUAGUAUUAUUGACCAUGUAAUUAGCUAAUAAGUGAGUAUAUGAUUCAGUAUCCACGUAUAUUACCUUCUGUUUAGGUACCAUGCUCGGAAUUCAUCUAUAAAUAAAAAUCUUAGUGUAAUUUAUGUUUAGCUGUUCUAAGAUUCUAGAGUAUUCUGUAGUAGAACAUGGGGAAAGCUUGGAAGCUGUUUACUUGAAAUAUUUUAUACCAGUAUUGUCACUGACUAUAUGUACCAAUAUUUAGUAUUUAUGCUGCCUUUGUGAUGGUUUAAAUUCAAGAAGUGACUUUCUCACUUCUUCCAUUGUCUUUGUGCAUUUUUUUAAACAAAAUUUAUUUUUAAAAGCCAUUUUGUUAAAACCAGUAACAUUUUUAUUGGUUCUUUAGAUGUGGCAAUAUUACCUGCUAGUGAUAACUUGGAUAAAAUUGUUAUUUUAUUAUUAUUUGGAGACAGGGUUUUACUGGUUUUGAACUCAGAUUCCUUUUGCCUUCGCCUCCCAAGUUCUGGGAUUACAGGCAUAUGCUGCUGUUCUUGGCUCAGUGCUUAAAAUCUUAAGUCAUUGGUAUUACAGAUUUGACUAUUAUACCUUUUAUGAUAUUAUUUUCUCCCCCUUUCUACCCUAUAGUUCAGGUUCCAAGGAGUAGCAAAUAGCCAAAAAUUGGAUAAAGAAAGUAGGGGACAUUAGUAAGAUGGAAAGAAGGCUAAAUGGACAUGAAUAGUCAGCAUCUCUGCAAAAGCGUUGACUAGAAUUGGAGCUGUGAUACCAGAGACACCUUGCUGGCUCCUGGUCCCAGGCUAGCACCGUUUUACUGUAAGAGUCCUUCGUUCUGGGAAGCAGUUGGUCUGAGUUAUUUAACCUUCACUUAGGUUGCUCUUUCUCUUCAACUGGCCAGAUGCUCCUGAGAGAUUAUUUUUAAUUUUAGAUCAAUUGUUUAGGAUAUGUUAACCUGCAUCAUUUUUAGCAUGCAUAUGUUAAAAAUAACAUGGACGUGUAAUUGUGUAAUACAAAGGAGAAGUGAUAGGUUGCCCAAAGCUUAAGAAAACUGGAACCUAUUUUAGGAGUCUCUUAUGGCAAAAGAAGACUACUGAGUUACCAGAGAAAACCAACAGUUUAGGUAUGAAGGGUGGCUUACACUUUAAAAAUUGGGAUCUUUUGCUGUUCUUGAGACCAUGAAGGUCUUCCUUUCUGUUAGCCUCUCUAAUUCAUUACCUCCUGCAUGUACCGGCAGUGCUUCCCACACUUGCUCAACUGUGUAAUUAACUAAUUACACACAUUUUACGUAUUUUUCAUCUCAGUAAUUUUGGUGUAAAGAUACAGUCUGAACUGCCGUAACCAGGCACGUCUCCUUUUGUAGCUUUGCUUGCCUGUUUCACUCAGUGCAGUGUCUGAUCGUUUGUAGGCUGUCAUUUAGAAAGAAGACCCGUGUGCAUACUGUGAGCUCUGUGUAGAUGGAUGGUAUCUUAACCUACUGGUGCCUGAGCAACUAAAACAUCCUGGUGCUAUUCACUUUAGCUUUGAGUUACAUUCUUAGUUCUUGAACCAAAGAGUUAAUUUUCUUUUUGGUUGUCUGGGAGUCAGCUUCUCACAUCUGUGUCUGAAGAAGUGCAGUCAAUUGACAGAGCUUACUUUCUGGGAGUGCUGGCUCAGCGGAGUAAGUGGAAAAUGAUUCUUAUUUAGACUUAGGUUUUAUUCUGUUAUGCAGAGUAGUGUGGCUUUUAGUUUUGUAUGUUAAUAUAGUGUGGCUACUUUUUGAGGUAUUUUACUAGGCCAAAGCUACUAAAAUGAUUGAAUCACUUUUCCCCUUCAUUUCACUUUGGUAGAGAAGAAAAACAUUUAUUUCUAUAAGCAAAAUAUUCUAUUAGACACCUUUAAUGAUUACUCAACCAAAUGCUAAAGUAAAGGGCAAAUCAUGGGUCCAUUUUUUAAUUACAAGUCAAGAAUUUAGCAUUUCUCUGUGUGGAGAUAUAAUCCUUAAUGGCUUUAAAGAAAUGAUACAGGUUAUUUGCCCACUUUAAAAUUAAAGGGUGCUUUAAAAAACAUAUAAACCAUACACACAUGUAUGUGUGCACACAUGCAUAUCAUACGCAAACACACACUUUCCCAAUGCAAAAGUAUCUUGAUUUAAGCAAACAUCCCAACAAAAAUUAAACUUUACAGCCAAAGCAGUCCAGAUGCCGCUGCUUACUCUACAUGAAAAUUAGGGUAAGAUUGUUUCACAAAGUAAUUUUUUUAGUGAUUUGUUUUACAUAAGUGGCAGAAUACAGUCCUGUGGAUGAUACUGCUGCAUAUGGGUGCCUCUCUAUUCUUCCCUGGAAGCUCUAUAAAUGCUCAUCCGUGUCUGUUUAGAACUGAAGCUGUGGUGGCUGGUGACUCAGGCAAGGAAAUGACAGUGGCUGGGAAAGUGGACAGUCACAUUGAAAUACUUGUGUUGUUUCCAUCAGCUUUAGUCAGUGUCUCUGUUAUGGUUUUGCAGUGAAUUCUUAAUGGAAAAAAGGAUCAAGUCUAAAACUUGAGAGGUGACGAGCCCAUGGGUGUAAAGUAUGUCCAGAUGAGCAGAUAAGGAAGGACGGGCUGCACUGUGUCUCUUGUGAGUUAUGUUGCCACUGGAUUGAUUCUUAAUAAUCCCACUGCUUGUGCAUUGUUCAAAAGGCAGAGUGCAGUAAUUUUUCUCAAGUUGUAGAUAGUAAUGAAUUUACCACUGCUUUGUCUCUUUGUGUGAUUAUUAAAAAGCAAAGAAAAAAUUAAUAUAGAUGGAAAGAAAGCAACUGAAGGUACAAAAGGAAGAAAUUCCACCCCAGUCAGAGGUAUUUAGAUAAAUGGAUUGCAAACCCAAGGACAGAAUAGACUCUUGGGAAACAGACCACAUGGACCACAGUAGCUGAGCAUGCUCCAUGCCUGGGAUUAGUCUGGCAAGUGUAAUCACCACGUAGCACACAACAUCUCUGUCAUUUUGCGACAGUUUGCUCUCAGCCCCAGUUCUCACAUAAACUAAAUGAAAGACCCUUCUUGAGUUUCAAUAAUGGUAGUAGUAUAGGUGCCUGGGAAGACCCUGUCUUGAAACGUGUCAGUGUGCUUUUCAUUCAGCUGUAGCAUGUAUAAGUCUGAGGGCCGUGUGCCUACCUCGUCUGCUGUUUUGCUUUGCCCUUACCCUAGGAGAGUCUGCAGUACCAUUUCUCAUGUUAGUGGUAACAAGGAAGAGAGCGCAUAGAGAAGGAAGAGUGCUCUGAGGGAGGGAGGAAGCCGACAGGACAGGUGGGAACUAGGAGAUACUCACUUGUUUAGAUGAGAAGUCUACACUGGUUUUUCUAAUGAAAACGAACUAUGUAUCUACCUUAAGAACAACAUUGCUUUUAAUUUAUUUUAGUGAUUUUGUUUUAGUCAUGUAAUAUUCUGUAUUCUUUGCAAAUUGCUUUUAAUUUAAAUUGUGGAAUUUUUACUUCUCUUGAAAUGUACUAUGUACUGUAUUUUUAGAAAUCUUAUUUUUAAAUAAAUAUUUUUGAAAAACA